Seriola aureovittata is the source of this 4687-nucleotide messenger RNA. RefSeq names its product melanoma cell adhesion molecule a (gene mcama). The transcript is spliced from 18 exons. The record is from RefSeq and is a predicted model, not a curated record. Bases 85 to 2094 code for a protein of 669 amino acids. Gene Ontology annotation, biological process: angiogenesis. Gene Ontology annotation, cellular component: plasma membrane. NCBI's taxonomy places the organism in Eukaryota, Metazoa, Chordata, Actinopteri, Carangiformes, Carangidae.
GACCAACGUGGGUUUACAAAAUGCAGAGACCAAUCAACCGUUUCCUGCACAGAGACAACAUCAUCACAAGCUGUAGGUGCAUGCAUGACGGGCGCUGGACAGCUGGCUGAACAACUCCAGGAAAGCUUUUCUGCUGCAGCUGUUGACCAAGUCUCCUCCGGGCUGCUGGCUAACUUCUCGUCGACACAUCACUUCAGCUUCAGUUUGUUUUGGACUGGAUACGACAAGCAGCAAAAAGACAUGGCUUUCCAACGCGGAGCAUUUCUACCGCUGUUCCUUCACGUCUGCCUCCUCGGCUGCAGCGCCUGGGCCAAGGUGGAGCUGACGAUGCAUGAGAGUGUUGAGGCGUACCUGGGUGACUCGGCUCAGAUCCCCUGCCAGUACAGCUUCACUGACGCCAACAAUGAGCCCAGCUUUGUCAUGAUCCAGUGGUUUGUGAGAGCGGUCAGUGACAGCUCCCGGAAGCGGAUCUUCUACGGCGACAGCAAUCAGCAGGUGGUGGACAACAACACAGAAUACAGCGGUCGCAUCCAGGUGACUUCGGAUCAGCAGGGAAUUCUGACCAUCCAGGACGUCCAGAUCUCAGACGAGAGGGAGUUCUUCUGCCAGGUUAAUGGGCUGGCUGCCGGGAGUGCAGAGGGCAAGACCCACCUCAGGGUGUUUGCUCCUCCAGACGCUCCAGUGAUCGAGGGUGUCCCUGCUGGAAUAUCUGUGACCAACGAGGUGCCGUCUAAGGUUGCGUCAUGUGAGGCUCAGAACGGCUUCCCUAAACCCAAUAUCACCUGGUACAGAAACAGCCUGCCACUGAUGUCCUCACCUGGACAUGUAAACGUGUUGAUCCUGGUGACCCGGGAGUACAGUGGCUUCUACUCCGUCCAGAGCACUUUGGAGUACAAGGUGGUCAAGGAGGACAAGGACGCCCAUUUCUCCUGUGAGGUCAGCUUCUUUGUCCCGGGAGCCAUCAGGACAGUCGAGUCCAACAGCGUCAACAUCACUGUUCACUACCCCACCACCAUGGUGGAGCUGUGGAAGGAGUCGCCCCAGGGCUUGGUCAAAGAGGGGGAUACUGUGGAGCUGCGUUGCCAGGGUGAUGGCAACCCCCCGCCGCCCUUCAUUUUCAGCAGAGAACAAGAGCCGGACGAUGACCUGGAGAGCAGAGGUGACGUGUUGAUCCUGGCACCGGUGUCGCGGAAAGACAGCGGCAUCUACCAGUGUCGCCCUCUGGACUCCGACGGAUACACCGAGGUCAAAGGAGAAAUGCAGCUCACUGUGCACUAUUUGGACCCAGCCGUGGUGGUUCCUAAAGACUCGGAGUUCAUGCUCAAAGGAGAGGAUCUGACCGCGACCUGCAACGCUCUGUCCUCCCUGAAAACAUCCACUGUCUGGUACAAAGAUGGGAAGCAGGUGGGUAAGGGGAACACGUUGCACCUGCAGGACGUCACCUACGAAACAACGGGAGAGUACAUAUGUGAGGUGACCGUUCCCUCCCUGCCCGCCCUGCACACCAGCGGCUCCGUUCACAUCAUCGUCCAAGGUGGUCCCCAGCUGGUGGGCAUGGAUCAGGAGGUGCAGAUGGAGGAGGCAACAGGCCGAGUGGUAAACCUGAGCUGCGAGGCUCAGGGCCAUCCGCUGCCCAGCAUCUCCUGGAACAUCAUCGGCAGCCAGAACUGGCACGAGGUGGUGAGCAAGGCAAACGAGCACAUGACCCACAGUGUGGUGUCAGUCAAGGUCACCUCGGACAUCAGCGCUCAGUGCAACGCUUCCAAUGACAUGGGCACUGAGGUGAAGGCUUUCAGCGUCAAAGCCAUUCCCAGGGUCACCACAACUGCUCCCUUCUCUCCUGCUGAGGGCAGUGGAGUCAUCAUAGUGGUGAUCAUACUGUGUCUGCUGCUGCUGGCCAUCCUCGGAAGUGUUCUCUACUUCCUUCAUAAGAAGGGAAAGAUCCCCUGUGGACGCUCGGGGAAGCAGGAGAUUACCAAAGAGAAGACCACCAAAGAUGACAUUGUUGUGGAGAUGAAGAGCAACACAAAGAAUGAGGAAGCCGUCCUGCUAAAGGCCGUCAACGGAGACAAAAAGGGCCCCAGCGACAAGUAAAGUCCGCGGCGGUUCUGCAGUGACGUCGUGCAGCAGGAGGCAGGUCACAUGAAGUCAGUGUGUGUGUGUGUGUGUGUUGGAGCAGAGGAGGCGCCCACUGAUCUGUGACCUGCAGGGUAACACCCACCCCACUGUCCGGACAUUCCCCCAUCAUGCUUUGUUCUCAGCAGUAUUCAGUAGAUUUAGAUAGCAACACACAACCACAUCCAUGCUCACCUUAUACAAACACACACACACACACACACACACACACACACACACACACACACAGACACAGACACAGGUAUGUAUGUACAGAUGUGUAUUUCCUUUCAGGUGAAUGUUUGCUUCCUGAAACAUUCAGUUCCUCCACUUGUUUUGUACUAUUUCCUCCAACUAUGUUCAACUCUUGGCUGUUGUUCAGUGUGUGUAUGACGUCGUCUCGUACGCAGCGUCAACUCUUGUUUUUGUUUUUUAUGAAAGUGUAUAUAUUAUAUAUAUUUUGUUAUUUAAGAUAUUUUGGCACUCAGAUUUUCAGUUCUUGGUAGCGUCUGGGUCAUGUGCAUGUUGAUCCGUGUUCAUGGGUCCAGGUGAGUUUCAGGACGGGACAUGACGUCAGAGACCAAAACACUAGCUGCUCCUCUGCGGCAGCUCACAGUCACACUGAGGGAAGGCUCAUCGGUGUGUUUGCUUCAGUUUGACUAUUGAUUGACUCCAAUAUUUGUAGAAAUUAAUGUUGAAAUCUGAGACAUUUCCUCAAGCAACAGUGUCUUGUUUUUUUUGCGGGAAAAGUGAAACCAUCAGGAGACACUAAAGCUUGAAAGGCAAGAAACCCACAACAGUAAUAACAUCUAUAAACACUGUCAAUCACACACUGGCUGCCUUUCUUUUGCAAACUACUGUCAAGCCCUUGUACUGUUUGUAAAUACAUGUAGUGUACAGACCUGUUAGUGGUGGCCUUGGACUGUUACUGAAGGUGAAAAGGUCAAAGGUUAGUGAUCUGCUGUGCCUGUUUUGAGAAUGCAUCAUACACUGAAUUUUUGUUUUUGUUUGUUUCUUUGGUUUGCUCUGUGUGUUUUCUUUGUUUCCACUAAGAGGUAGUUGAGCCUGAAGACGUGUUUCAGUGUUAUGCAUGUUUAAGCCUUUUACUACACACAACAAUCAUUACAGUUUCUACAAUCAUUUCUUUCUAUUCAGGCCGUCGCUGGUUUUUGUUUCCAGUUUGAGAAUCAACAGACUGACACUGGAAACUUGCUUGAAUUUGAUAAUCCAUCACUGAGUUUUCUGUUCAGUUACAAUGUUAUGCCAUGAUAAUGCAGUUUUUACCGCAGAUUGAUUAGAAAGAUCUGCUCUGCAUUACCACGAAUCUCUAUCAUGAAACACUGAUGGAUGACUGACCUCCACAGCAAGUUUCAUUGUUGUUUCUUUUAAAGAUUGAAACUAAUGUAGAGCUGUGGAAGGUAGGAACACAUAUAAUGUCAAUCAACAGCUCCAUUUUGUAUUAUAACUAAAUUUGAGUCAUAGAGCUAAGAGUGUGGAGGGUGGGCAGUUAGAAAAUCCAGGUCAUUACGCAACACUUGCUGCUGUUUUGAAGGUGUUUUGAAAAUCUUCAAACCAUCUGGAUCAAAAUAGGAUCAAACAAGUCCAAAAAUAACAAACUUUCCUGAAGUGAAAAGUUGUAUUAUCAGUUGCAUUUUUCUGUUCUCAUUGUACAUUCAUUUAUACAAGAUAUUUCCACAUUAUUUCUUUUUUUUUAUUUUUUCCAAAUCCAGACGGGUCAAAGAGUCUCUGUGGAUUCUUGAAAUCCCCUUAGAAGAGCAAUACGUGUUUUUGAAAUGACAAAUUAGCAAAAAGCCAAGUUUGGGCUUUUAAAAGAUCAUCAGAGAUUUGUUUCAGCAAAGCGGUUGUUUAUCUCUGACUCAACAGUAAUAAUGGCUGAGAGGCACAAAGGGUGCUCAGCUACAGCAUGUUCAGCAAAGAGGUUCAUCUCCCUGAUUUUUUUUUUAUUUUUAUAGUAAAUCGGCUGAAACGUGAACGAACACUGGUGUGCUGCUUCAGGCCCGUGUUGUGAAUAUGACGUACUGAUCGCUCACUGUUUAGGUUAUUGUGAAAAGGUUUUUGACUUUUUGUUGCCGAGCGCCACAUUGCCCCGAUGACUUGCAACAUUAACAAAGUAGUGACAUGUUUUCUGGUAAUCUUUGUUUUUUGUUUUCCUCCACUGAGUUGAGAUGUUAAAGUUGUAGAAAUAUCCAGGUUCAGGACGUCCUCAGGCAAGAAAUGAGAUGCUGUCAUUGCGGUUUAGAAGAGCUGCACAAAGCCAUAACACCAACCGCCUCAUGCGUGCAGGCUGGUAUUUCUGAUUUGAUCUAGACAGUAAAUCUGCACCUCGUCUUCUCAGUUUAACUUUAAAUAUGACAUUCUUUGUUUGUGGUUCUGGAUUUUUCAUCAGUGGGAAAAAAAAAAAAGUUUUAAAGUAAACAUUGCAGUCAUGUUUUUUUUUUUUCUAAAUGUGUGUAAAUUAAGUACUGUACAUGUGAUCCUUUAAUGCUUGCGUUUUUUUUUUAUAUUUUUUGCAAGAAAAUAAUGCCAAAUAAAAAUGUUUCAUUUAAAGAGA